Messenger RNA from Neocloeon triangulifer, 1675 nucleotides. RefSeq lists its product as uncharacterized. The transcript has 4 exons. NCBI's taxonomy places the organism in Eukaryota, Metazoa, Arthropoda, Insecta, Ephemeroptera, Baetidae. Bases 236 to 1423 code for a protein of 395 amino acids. Gene Ontology annotation, molecular function: protein binding. The record is from RefSeq and is a predicted model, not a curated record.
GCUAUGUUUUGUGUGUGAAGACAAAGUUCGGCUCGACAAUCGAUCUAUUUAUUCGUUGAACACAAACUUAAACUUUAUGUCCUCAAAAUAUCUGAGGAUUUAAAUUUCUACAUAACUUUUUUUUAAAUAGGAAAAACUGCCACAAGUUCGGAGAUCUUCCACGGCGUGAAUUUUAACCUUCCGGUAAAUUACAAAACACAAAAGAAAAUUGCCUUCAACAUUAUUAAGUUGUACAAUGGCCACUCCAGCAAAAAGGCCGUGCUUGGAGUCCGGCGAGGAAUCGUCUGCAGAAUCUUCAGGAUCGUCUUCUUCUAGCUCUGUCUUUGUGGCGCACACACCAGAAUGCCGAGGGACAAUAGAAGAGGCAGAUGCUCUGGCGAAGAAUUAUUUAGAGAGUCCUAAUGAAAACAAAGCCAGUUUAGGGAGUUGCCAACUCCUGCCAGCAGCUGUGAAAGCAGGACAUUUCAACUGCAUCGAAUCGUUACUCGACGCUGGAAUCGACGUCAACGACGAGUACUGUUGUUCUGAGAGGAAUUCAUCUCACCACCCUCACCAGUUCAGCUUUCCGAAAACGUCAUUGAUCACAGCGAUCCACAAGGGACGACUCAACAUAGUCAAACUGUUGGUCUCUCGAGGGGCCCUGGUUAACCCUUUGCAGAAGGACGACAUCGAAGACUCAUUGUUCAGAUACCCUCUUUUCCACGCUCUGAACAGGGACAACACAGAAAUGGUGGCUCUUCUCCUCGAACUUGGCGCCGAUCCAAAUAAACAUCCCGAGAGCCAAUACGGAUGCUCAUUUGUUGAGCUGGCGCUGCAGACGGGCCGCAGAAGUAUUUUCAAAAUGCUAGUGGAGCACGGAGCCCGCGUUACAAAGCCAUACAACUACAUGGUCUCAGCAAUUAAACGAAGGGACAUGGACACGUUCAAGUGUCUGGUCAAACACGACGCCUUCCUCAAUCUGCACAAGCACUUCACCCACGAUGACAAAGGUGGCCCCGAAAAAGUUUUUCAGCAAAUGAUCAAAGCCCACGAGAACGCGCCUGCCACUUUCACAAGACACAACGUAAACACUUUUCUAAAAAUGUUCAGAGUUUUGGGUUUCAACUUCUGGUCAGAGGAAACCGAGAGUUUACUGACAGACUUGAGAGCCUUGAAUAUGUUCGAUAUUUUGGAAGACGUCGAACAAGUACGAAAGCAGCCGUUGUCUUUGAAGGAGACUGCGAGGAUUGCGAUCCAGCGAAUCGUUGGAAUUCACUUGCCGAUGAGAAUCAAGCACAUGAAUUUGCCGAAAGUGCUGGAGAAGCAUCUCAGAUUCACGGAUAUCGAUGCCAUUAACCUGCAGGACAACCUGCCAAAAAACACAAUCAUGCUGGCUGGAGGACAAAGACAAGUUUUGAUUUUCCACUUCCCAACCAUGCAGUAAAUCUGUCAAAAUUUAUCUUUGUUCCCCCUUUGUUCAUAAUAUUAUAAAUAUACAAUAUAUCUACUAUCAAUAUGGCAACUUGACAUAUUUUGUUGAUCUUUUGGAGAACUGCAUUUGUUUCUUGUAAUCACCAAGCUUACUCUGGCAUUAUUAAUGAUGAGGUGAACUAAAACAUUGUUCCUAGAGUUAUGUCGAAUUACAAUAUUAUUUAUUUGUUUGUCGAUUAUAAAAAUAUUAAUUUUUGAAAUUAAA